Chara braunii is the source of this 1561-nucleotide messenger RNA. NCBI's taxonomy places the organism in Eukaryota, Viridiplantae, Streptophyta, Charophyceae, Charales, Characeae. The record is from the annotation of a GenBank genome assembly.
CCCCGUACGAGGUCCAGUACACCUUGUGAAGGCAAGCCUCAAUGGGUGCGAUGUAGACUUGAUCAAAAAAAUUGCUUGGGUGAGAUUGCGAAGGCGAUGGGGAAGAAGUUGUCGACUCACACUCGAGGCUUCAAAGAUAAGAAGAAAAAUCAUUGUUCGUACGAGGACGUGUUUGAUCAGCUCAUGGAGUGGAGUUCCGUUCACAUUGAUGAGCUGAUGUCAAAGUACGGCCCCGGCGAACAAUCGUCUGGCCAUGGGGGUUCAUGCGGACAAGGGUCGGACGCAACGGCGACACCAAAGUCACGAGGUGGCAGACCUCGCAGUGACGCAUUGAAAUGGCGCGACGGCAAGCCGGGAUAUUCGGAUAAUGGUCUGAUGUUUGAACGAUUGAGUGUGAGGGACCAAAUGACCAUGUGGGAUGCUAAAGCAAGACCUGAUGUCGUUUUCAUUGAGCCGGUCAAACUUUUACAGAUUAUCGGGAUGUUCGAGCAAACGUGUCCUCGGCACGGAAAAAACGUUGAGGUGACGAUCAAGAAGAUCCAUUAUCCAUGUCACAUUUGCAAGUUGCAGUUCGAGUGCGGGAAAGGGUGCACUUGGCACUGGAGUUCCGCGAAGGUUGUUUCACCGAGCGGGCAUUGUACGGUGACGGUGGUGGAUUUGAAGUCAGGAAUGAUCGUGGGGACGGAGACCAUGCUCCGGGGGAACGAGUCGUCAUGGAAGCUGGAGACACAGUGUGUUGAGAAACUGCUACAUCGGUUGAAGGACGAGAAAAACCUCAUAAUCGCAGAGGUUGUGCAUGAUGAUUGUGGCGUGGUUGACGUCAUAUUGCAGCGAAUGAACAUUGACUCUCAAAAGUGUAUGUGGCAUAAGGUGACGACUUUGGACAAAUGCUUGCGAGAGGCUGUGCGCGGCACGAAGACUGUCAAACCAGCUGCAGUCGGGGCUUGCGAGCAUGUGCGCGAGGUGAAGUGGGUGUCCACGAGAAAAAAAAAUGAACUCGUUGAGAUUGUUUGGGGCGUGCUCUUCCCCGACGAAGCAGGGAAAGCGUUGCCAGAUGAUGUCAUCGAGAUCGACGCGUUGCAAACUCUGCAUUGCAAUGCGGCGGAAGAGGCGAAGAAGUGGUUGUACGGCGCUUGCAGGCUGCGCGAGCGCGCAAAGGAUGACGAUGGCGAUGUGUUGGCUACGCAUGUGCAACACCUCGCCGAUCAUUGGGCCGGGGAUCACUCCUGUUGCGAUAAGGAGUUGUCCAACCUGUGCAAGGCGACUGGGGGUCCGGACAGGGAUCCAUUGUACGAGGCGGGGGGGCGUGUUCAUUUCGCCGCCGUGCACUGUCUUGAACAGUUCGCUUCGAUUUCGAAGAUGGCGUACUACACACAUGCGAGGAUGACCUUCAACAACGAGUGCUUCCACUCCGUGAUCAACAAGUACGCAACGAAACGCCUGAACUUCCCCAAGUCGUAUGAGGCGCACGUGUGUUUCACAGCUGUGGAGUGGAACAAAAACAAAUGAAUCAGGCGAUUGCGAACGGUCUUCCGCAAACCAACAAACGUUACCCAUCGAC